Molecule: messenger RNA, 1557 nt
Organism: Acanthamoeba castellanii str. Neff
Lineage: Eukaryota; Discosea; Longamoebia; Acanthamoebidae
Product: glutamate-tRNA ligase
Exons: 11
Coding region: 1-1557 (518 amino acids)
Biological process (GO): glutamyl-tRNA aminoacylation
Molecular function (GO): ATP binding; glutamate-tRNA ligase activity; tRNA binding
Source: RefSeq, a predicted model, not a curated record
AUGAAGUCCUCAACGCUGGUUCUGCGCAGCCGGUUCGUGCCGGCUGGAGCGAGGCUGGGUGGGGUGUUGGGCCGGUUGCCCACCACCACGGCCGGUCGAUUUCCCUACACGCCUUCAUCCACCGGAAGAUUGCAUUCUACGUGCUCCGCCGAAUCGUCGUCACCCGCGUCGGGAUUGAUCGAUCCAGGGAGGAGGGUGCGGGUGCGCUACGCCCCCAGCCCCACGGGCCAGAUGCAUCUCGGCGGCCUGCGCACGGCCCUCUACAACUUCCUCUUUGCGCGGAAGCACGGCGGCGACUACGUGCUUCGGCUGGAGGACACCGACCAGUCGCGCAAGGUCGAGGGCGCGUCUGCCAACUUCGACCGCAUCCUGGAGUGGGCCGGCAUUCCCUACGACGAAGGUCCAUCGAAGGGCGGUAACUACGGGCCGUACGUGCAAUCCGAGCGGCUGCCACUCUAUCACAAACACGCCCACGACCUGAUCGAGAAAGGCGAGGCCUAUCGAUGCUUUUGCACGGAAGAACGCCUCGACCAACUCAAGCGCAGCUCCAACAUUCGAGGGAUUCCGCCUCUCUAUGACAGGUUCUGUCUGAACCUCACACCACAGGAGGUGCAACACAAGCUGAUGAGCGGCGUCCCCCACACGGUCCGAAUGAAGGUCCCGUCGGGCGUGACUUCCUUCACGGACAUCGUGCGCGGAGCCGUGAGCUUCAACAACGCCUUCGUCAACGAUCAGAUUUUGGUGAAGUCCGACGGCUUCCCGACUUACCACCUGGCCUCGGUUGUCGACGACCAUCUCAUGGAGAUCAGCCAUGUCAUCCGCGGCGAGGAAUGGUUGGCAUCUACGCCCAAGCACGUGAUGCUCUACAACCAGUUCGGGUGGGACGUGCCCCGAUUCGCGCAUCUGCCGCUGCUGCUCAACCCCGACAAGUCCAAGAUGUCCAAGCGACAAGGCGACGCCUCCGUGGACCACUACAUCGAGCGCGAGUAUCUGCCCGAGUCCGUGGUCAACUUUGUCGCGUUCAUCGGUUGGGCACCGGAGGACACGCAGGAGAUCUUCACCCUCGAGCAGCUCAUAGAAAAGUUUUCGCUGGAGCGAGUGCACAAGGGCGGGGCGAUCGUCAACAUCAACAAGCUCGACUGGUUCAACGGCCAGCAUCUGCGCGCCAAGUGCACCGACGACCGGGCGCAGAACUUCACCGAUUUCGUGGAGCCCAGCCGAUUCUUCUUCGAGGAGGCCGACCUCGCAUCGCCCGAGGCCCAGAAGGCCCGCUCCACGCUCUGGAAGCCCGGCCAGUCCGAGACGCUGGUGCGGGCGCUGCUCGAUCGGCUGGAGAAGGCGGACGUGCCCAUGGAGCACGACCCGCUGCUGGCCCUCGUGAAAGAGGUGUGCAAGGAGCACGGGGCCGGCAGCAAGGUGCUCUUCCAUGCGCUGCGGUACCUGCUCACCGGAGGCAAGGAGGGCCCGGGCGUGGUCGACACCAUGGCCACCCUCGGCCGUCCGCGCACCCUCCACCGGCUGCGUCAGGCCUUCAGCCCCGCCGCCCCACCAUCGUGA